ACACGAGAAUUUUAUAUAUUAGAUAUUAUAGUAAGAACCACAGAGCUAGUUAUUUUUUUCUAAAGCUUUAACUGACCUCGCUUGGACAGUUAAUUGACACUGUCAAAUAAUUUUUUUACAACCACAGUUUCACUACCGUCAAAUGGUGCAACCCAUUUUUACCUAACCGGUACUUCAACUGAACAGUCAGGCGCGUUAUUAUCGGUCUAUAAUUUAUUUAUUGUUACAUACACAUGCUAGUUUAUAGAAGUGCCCUCCCAACAUACUAGCAAUGCAAUACAAUUAAGUUUUGCUACAAGUAAGAAAAUGGGAUUCAGAUUAUUACUAAUAAGAUACUUACAUUAACAUUAAAGUCAUAAAAUGCGUCAAAAUACAAAAAAAAAACAAUGGGUAUGUCAAUAAAUUACAAUAAGUCAAUUACACAGUUAAAUAGAUUAACAAUAAAUUUCACACACCAAAAUAAUUCAAUUCUAAUAGGUACUAAAUGUUUUCUAGCUUCAUUACAUAUAUAGUCAAUUUGAUCAGCAAAUAAGUCAAUAUGUGGACAUUGAGCGAGUGUGCUCCCAAUCAAAUUUAGCGUGCGAACGGUAGGCGCAUUUGCGGCAUGUAUAGUGCGCGUGAGAAGCUUCGUAGAAGCUGCGGACGGCGGCGCGUGGCCUCCGUCCCUGACCCAGUUUGGGGUAUUCGUGUGGGUAUCAGCAGAUCCACCUUAGAAACUACUUCAGAGUGCAUGGUGUCUUAUGGUGGAUGGCAAGAAUUAAAUGAGUAAGUACCAACAUCUUUCGUCUGUAAGAAAGUGUAUUUAACUCCACCAUACCUCCUACAAAAAGAGAGGGAUAUAAGUAAGGAUACCCAUAAAGCUGUUAAUAAAGCCAACGCCCAAAUUUUAGCUGAACCCGCUCAACCAUGACAGCAUAUUUCUCCUCGUGAAGGUCCCAGACUAAAGCUGCACAUUUUAGUUUGCUGCGAACGUAGGCGUUGUACAACAUUUUAGUCUCAGCGAUGUCGUCAUAUACAGAGGAUGUUUGCAUGAUGAAAACCAAAAUUUUGUUCGCCUGCUUACACGUUUCCGUCACAUGUUUAUGAAAGUCAAGCUUACUGUCCAAAAUCACUCCCAUAUCACGAAUAUCAGUGACUAUCUAUGAUGGUAUCUGAUAGUUUAUAGUUGCUAAUAUUUUACAACGUUUCCGAGUGUGAGUGAUAACUUUGCACUUGCAGUUAUUAAAAGGCCAAGGUUUGCCUGGCUCCACUCGAAUACAACAUCAAUAUCUGCCUGAAGUGCAGCUAUGUUAGUGCUAUCUCGUACUCUUAGAAAAAGUUUGAGAUCAUCGGCAAAGAGAAGACACUGAGCAGCUCGAGUAGUAUCAAAAAUAGAGUCGGCCCUGAGGUAGUUCCUUGACUGAUCUCGUAUAGUACUCGGCCGAUUUCCAGCCCUGCACUUUAACAAACUAGCGUCUAUUUUUAAGAUAGUUAGCAUAAAAUUGAGGAGUUUCGGUGUAAAACCGAAUAACGCCAAUUUUCGCAACAGUAUGUCGUUGUCAACUAGGUCGAAAGCUUUUCUAAAGUCAAAAUAUGCAACGUCGACCUGGUACCCAGCAUCAAGCUCUGCCGUUGCAUAAUCCGUCAGACCAAUAACAUCGGUAGUUGUCGAUCGAGUUCUACGAAUUCCACGCUGGGAGUUUAGUAAACUUUCGACUUUGUUGGGUAAUGUCUUCUUGCGUUAAGAAUUGACUAGGAAAUUUUGGUAAAUACUGACAUAAUCGCGAUAGGUCUGUAUUGUCUGACAUCACUUUUAGCAUCACCCUUCGGCACUGGCGUUAUACGUGACACUUUCCAGGCAAAUGGGUAUUCCGAAGAACUAAGACUAAGAUUAAAAAUGUAUAGAAAAGGCGUCUGAAAAACUGACACGCAAUCCUUUGCCACGAAAACUGGCACACACAGUUUUGAACAGUUUUGGACAGCAGUUUUGAUGUCAGCACUGCUCACAUUUAAAAUGGAUAUAUGUCUGGAAUCGAUCUGUGAAUAGGCAGCUGUAGCGGCAUCAAUUGGAUCCCGGCAGGGGAGAUCUGACUGGAACACUGAGCUGAAGUAUUGUCGCAAAAGCGUCAGCCGCAGCUUUCCCAGACACUUCUUUUCCGUCAUAUGUAAAGUCAGUAAAGUCACGUCUAUCUAGUUCCUCGUUGUACUCCUUCCCCUCAGACUUAAACUUUUUAUGGUGAUAAUUUUUAUAUUUCAAAUUACGUAUAAAUUCAACAGAAUACCAUUUUGGGUACAUGUAUCGCGAAUAACAUUGGUCACGCCUUUUCACAGCUACAAAACGAUUAAAGCACUCGUAAAUUUUCAAAUAAAAUAAUAUCUCGACAGCUCCAUCAACAUGUCGAAUUUCUAAUACAACAAUCAAUCUCAGCUAGAGCUGCGUACAACAUUUGGUAGUCAGCCUUAGGCCAGUUCCAAUACGGGAGAGUACCCUGCCGUUGUUGGUGAGCCUGAGGGACUGAUGGGGAUGGAGGCAUCGAUCUCCGCGGCAAUUUCAAAGUUAUCUCAAGGGUAGGAUGGUAUGAGUUAAUCGGUACUAAUGGGCUGAAGCAAUAACGCAUCCUAUAUUAUCGACCGAUAAUAACACGCCCAAAUUAAAGUUAGUUGGUGCAACUCACCCUUAAUGUAAAAAUUUGGCGCUUGUUCAAAUAUGUAAAAGAAAACUUCCUAAUCUUUUCAUUGGCAGCUAAUGAUUGUUUGCGAAUGCUCCCGUUGACCUCGUCCAUUACGAACGCUCGUUCGCCCUUUCUCGAAAUGCAUGUUUGACGUGAAAGCGCCGUCAGCGAGCGUUCGAUCAGUUUUUUGUUUAUAUUUGUAUGGGGUGUGUGUUUCUCUAGCGAUGAACUUGUUUAUAUUAUAUUGCUUUACGACUGUUUGUAGGUUGUAGGUGCUGGUAUUAUGAGUUGUUUUUACUCACUGGAGAUGUAGAAUCGAGUUUUAUUCAUAAGAUGGAAAAUUGAUGGAAUAUGGAGAAUGACGUAUAAAGUUUAUUAGGUAUGUAUGUAUGUGCUUGCGUUAUAUUUUUUUGGAAGAGCUAUCUAUAAUACUUUUGGGUAGUGUUCUAAAAACUUUUAAGGUAUAAGCACAUUCAGACUGCAUUUUUAGUUUAAUCAACUUUUCGAGACGCCCGUUACCCGAUGGAUUUUCGAAAAAUCAAAGGUAACGAUUUUUUCCGUUAAUCAAUGCCACAUUUAUCCAUUAGUCCUAUUAACUGUAUAAGUUGUAGAAUUUUUCGCUAAUGUCAAUACCCGAAUGUUGAGUAAAUUAAUAGACAGAAGACGAUAUGGAGCUUUAAUUAAAUACUUAUGUCUGAAGAAACAAUGUGUUAUAGAAUAUUAAUAACGCAUCAUUGUUCCUCCGUAACGCAAAACUGCCCAGCAUAAGCACGCAGUGUAGUGCUUUGUAUUAGUUAGCGUUGUGAAAAAUAUGCUACUAACUAUAACGUCAUCUACGCAAACAGUCGGCCGAUGCAAUAUUCGCUGCACAUAGGCUCGCGAUUGUGUAACGCUCACAAACGGUUUUUUUUGAGCCCGCAAAGUCUCACUCAUCGCCGCUCGAGUGCGGAGCGAGCAACAGUCGGCUGAAAGGCGCUCAGUUGAAUAGCAGCGGCCCAACCCUCGCCGCUAUUUGCAGAAUAAAGCAGGCUUGAUGCGCACGCCGGGAAAGCGCGGGAGGGAAAACGCGCGAACCGUCAGUCUCGGCCCGCGAGUGCGUCCGGCCACGCGCGACGCAGCACCGCGACGCUUGCGCCCUGGCGCUCGCCGCCACGCGCCGCGCUCGCGACGUCACGUUUUCCGAAUCGACCGACGAUAGCACUUCCACCGUGUCAGAGUUUCAGUGUCAAAAGGUGCGCGUCCGCGAAUUCUACAUCGCGAUGCAGCGUUGCCCCUACAUCCACGAGAUGAAGGAGCGACUGCUAGGCGCGCCCGUCGAUGGUGUAGAUCCCCGUGUCGUUGCCGACAAGUCGCGCGACGUGCGCGAGGUAUUGUCGCACGACGUGCGCGACCAUCGCGAUCACGACAACCAGGUCGGCACCAUCGUCAAACUGAAUUCCGACGGGUACGGGUCGCACACGUCGCCGGCGCGCGCGCCUCUCGUCGUCGACGAGUGCGAUGCGCCGGCCGACGAGACCGACGCCCUGAGUCCUACAGACGCGAUACUCCGGUAUCGGACCUGUUGCCAGCCCAAUACUACCCCAAAAAAUGCCAAAACGUCGCUGUUCAUCAUAUCCAGCUUCAUUUACGCCAAACUUUUGGUGGUGGUGUGCAUUGCUUACGUCAUCAGUGAUGUGAUCACACACAACUUACCCCUGUACUACUACGAAGGCUUCUUCACGUACCUGUAUGGCAUGAGCAUAUUGUUCUUGUUAUACGUCUUCUGCUUUCUGCUUCAAGAGAGUGCGUGCUGCAGCGGCAGCCCACCAAAGCCGAAACCGCCGCCGAAAGAAAAGAAGCCUAAGAAGGAAAAGGAAAAGAAAACCAAAGAUAAAGAAUCAAAGGAAGGUAAAGAUGGCAAGGAAGGAAAGGACAACAAGAAGGAUGCCAAGAAGGAUGGCAAGAAAAAGGACAAGGACAAAGAAAAGGACGCACCGAAAGAAAAACCAACCAAAGAAUCCAAAAAACAGAGUCAGUUUCAGCAACAACAAGAUGUGGUGGAGUUGGAAGCAGGCCCAGUUGCAAGACCUGUUAGGCGACGCAAAACUUCACAGAAUGACCACAGUCAUGGCAGUUUCUUCUUGAGAAUUGGUGCAAUUGCAUUUGGGCUUGGUACAAUGAUCUACAACGGUUUGGAGUUUGGAACUUUCUUUGAGCUUCCAUUAGAAUCACCUUGUUAUCUCAUCUUGAAAGGCAUCAAUCCUGUAUUACAGAUGGUAUUUACAUUUAUGCAAAUGUAUUUUAUCUUCAUGAAUUCACGGCUGAACAUUCAUCGAUUCAAAGUAAUCGCCAGAUUUGGUUUGAUGCACGUGGUUGCUACUAAUAUCUGCGUAUGGAUUAGAACGUUAGUACUAGAAUCGUUAAAGGAAAUUACUGAUUACCACGUAAAGAAUCCUCUUGGUCUUCCUGGCGAAGGCGCACUCGGAAAGGUCAUUCGUAAACAUACUCUGAGGCAUUCUGGUAAAGUUUUCGGAGCUGCUACUACCGUAGCGACUACUGUCGCUUCCACAGUACUAACUACUGCCAAAAAUGCCGGCGAACAAAUUCUGAAUGUCGUAACUUCAAGCACAACUGAACCCACAACGACUGCUAGCACAACGACUACUCCUUCACCAUAUUAUAACAUGGGCGGUUUUGCCCCUAAAUCAAAACUAAUCGAAACCUUAAAAAGCACUGUAGGUUACGAUAACGGCAUGGGUUUUGUUCGGGAGUCCAAAGAUGCGUGGCCGAACGAUAAUCCUUUUACUACCUCCACAAUUUCACCACUAACCACGGAGGCAGAAAAAGUUACUCCAACUCAGACAGCCAUGUUGGAGAUAUUCCAGUGGCUCUCUACGACUUUCAAACCGAUCUUAAGCACCAUGUCAACUACAACAUCUGGAUCUUACAUUACUGAUAGAGAUGAAUGGGCGAAUAGUGUUGAAACUUAUCGCGUAGAUGAACCUCCUCACUUGCCAGCUAACAAUUCAACAGAAAUUUUCGAGUCCUUCGAUAACCUGAACCCGGCUGCAUUGAUUGCCAAUAUUGAUAAUACCACUGUGUGUGGCCGAAAUCCAAUUAUGGGUACCAUCGUAUCUGACUCAGCACCUUAUUUAUAUCCAUUCAUUAUCGAGUAUUCUCUCAUUGGUGCCGCAGUUAUCUACGUUAUGUGGAAGCACAUCGGUCGCUAUCCUAGUGUUGCCAACGAUGAAGAUCUGGAAAGACGUUUGGAGGCUGUUCUCUCCCGCAGGGCUGCAGCAUUAGCGGCUGCUCAACGAGGCAAUAGAGUUGACUGUGCCGGCGCUUCCAAAGGACUGUUUUGUGGACUCCUACUACUGGUGGCUUCACUGAUCUGCUUGAUCCUCUUCUUCGUUCUGAUAAGACACCAAGAGCUGAAACGCCUCUCGAUUUACCUGGCAGACGUGUCUCAUUGUGCUCUGAUGGUGCUAUCGAUUUUCGCGAUCCUAAUUGGUUUCAUACGUGGUCGUAAAUUAAAAUGGAGCUCUAGCCCUCCCUCCUGUACCGAGCCUCUUCGCAGGGUGCAAUCACUGAAGUUCCGUUCUGAAGAGCAAUCGGAUCUGAACGACAUCUUGCUUCGUGUAUCUGCGUUUGGAUUGUUCGUGUACGCUGUGUUCAGCGUCAUCGCUGGAGGAAUGGGCGCGUUUACUCAUGAGCCAAACUUGCUCGUCAUGAUUACUGGAUGCUUGAGCGUCUUUCAGGUGAUACUGCAGCUGCUAUUCAUAGCAGACGUUUCUCGACGCCGCGUGCAUCUUCCGGAACAGGAACGUAGCAAGCCCGCCCGCCAGGCCGUCACCUUCCUGCUCAUCUGCAACGUCACCAUGUGGCUCAUCUACACCUUCGAGGUGCAGAAGGUUCUGGCCAAUCCCGUACAACUGGACUUCUACGGAUUCGUCGCUUGGUCUCUCGUCCAGCGUUUCACUCUCCCACUUUGCAUUUUCCAUCGCUUCCACUCUGCUGUCACUCUAGCUGAAAUCUGGAAGACAACCUACAAAGCGCGCCUGGAGUGAACGCUCAAUGGGAAUUACAGAAUCACGAAUCCCACCGUCAACUUCGACUUCGUCCUUUGUUGACCAAUGAGGAGCACUACCAAUUUCGUCCUAAAACGGGACAGCAAUACUGUAGUUAGAAAUUAAAAAGUUGCUAGUAACGAAUCAUCUCGCUGUUCCAGUGUUAGAGUAGGCUCGUGUGACGAAUUUAGCGAUGUAAAAAACAAUUUUAGAACAUAACAUUUCGCUAUCCCCGAAGUAACACAAGUGACGAUAUACCUAACUGGAUCAAUCCCGCAGAUCAUCAUUAUGUUGGUUAUAAUUUUUCUCUGAUGUUUUUUCAUACUAUUGUUUCUUUUCACAUUCCAUAUAAUACUUUUACUGUUUCGUAUAAUCUAGGUUUCUUGGAAGACUGACAAAUGGAGACUAACGUGACCAAACAUACAUAUUUUUUCAUCUACUUUUCUUUAAUAUUUAUACGUAAACAGAAUUGCUCAUAUUUCGGAUUUCUAUACUUAUGUACUUUAUAUUUAUUAUAAUGAGAGAAUUUUAAAACGAUUUUCGAAACAAGAUAAUAGAAAAUAAUACCCAGUUGUGAAAGGUUCCCUCCUCUGUUAGAAUAUUUAUGUGCCAUGGUUUUAGGGUUAAGGCUUAAUUAAAAUUUGACAAUAUUUUACAUUUAUUUGGACUAUAAUUGAAAGGAGGAGAGGAAAAGAGCGCAUUAUUUUAUAUCAUUAAGUAAUAUCAGAAAUUAUAUUACUUUAAAAUGGAUAUAGAUUUGACGAAUCUGUUUUGUAAGUGAAUCAGGGCGUAUUAGAAGUUUAUUUGUUUGCAUUGAUAAAUGUUUAAUAUAUAUCGUUCGGGAGUGAAUAGAUUUUGCGUAUCUAUUUAAAAGUCGUAAACAUAUUUUUAGACUAAUAAAUGAUAAAGUUAAUGCUAUAUUUAAAGUUUCAGAAGAUUUAUUAGCCAACAUUUUGAGAUAAGCAGUAGAGAUAACGAAUAAGUUUAAAUAAUAUACUAAUCUUAAGAACGUAGAAUUUAUCGUGUCAGAGAAUACAUUUUGAUUAAAUGUACUUAAAUUAUAAAUCAUGAAAGAUAAAAUGUUGAUGCUUGGCUACAGGAAAAUGCUUAUUAAACGAGGACGAUAAUUGGGUAUUUCUGUUGAAUACAUUUCAUUGCAAGGGGGCCAUAAUGAUAUUAUAAUUUUUUGAACAUUGCACAUUUGAUAUUUUUUUUAAGUAAUUCGAGAGAUAUUAUAGGAUAAACUUACUACUCUACAUUACAUCGCAUCGUAGUGAUGUAAACUGUUAAGUAUUUACUUAUGCCAUAAGAAUAUUGGAAGUAGUUCAUAUUCUAGAUCAUUUUGUAUGGUCAUGGUCGAGAUUUUGCUUAGAAUAAUAAUAUAUCUAACACCAGAUCUGUACCCUUA
Molecule: messenger RNA, 8105 nt
Organism: Chilo suppressalis (striped riceborer)
Lineage: Eukaryota; Metazoa; Arthropoda; Insecta; Lepidoptera; Crambidae
Source: the annotation of a GenBank genome assembly